AUGGGUGUCACUACUUCAACUUCAGCAUUUCAUCUUCAAUAUCCUAAUUCUUCAAAUCAUCAUCAUCAUCAUCAUCAUCCCACUUCAAACUCUUCAAUAGAUCCUAUUCCUUUCUCACCCAUUCCACAUACUACAUCAUCAAAUCAAAACCAAUCUCAAUCUCAAUCUAAUCAUCCUCAUAUUGACAUUCGAUCUGGUUUCUUACCACGUUUACCUCCCAUUCAUCGAAUCGAACUACAUCCUUGGUCUCAAUGGGAAGAAGCUCUAGACCAAGCCAAAGGUCUUCAACUCGGUCUAGGCGAAUCUCGUAACGCUCAUACUGCUACUUGGCGAAAACAUAUUCGUGAAGGCUUACCAAUCCUUUCAGUUCAAGCUGAUGAUCCACUCGCAAACCAGUUACCAUUACUACGUAGAGCUCAUCUUGUAUUAGCUUUCUUGGUACAUUUUUAUCUUCAUAGUGAUCAAGUUAAUGAUGAUGAAGAAGAAGAAGGAUCGACGAAAACUGUUCUAGUUCCUUCUUCUUUAGCUUUACCUUUUUGUGCUGUUAGUCAAUUACUUGAUAUUCCUCCUGUCUUGACUUAUUCAGAUACUGUACUUUAUAAUUGGACUUUGAUCAAUCCUGCCAAUGGGUUCACAUCUGAGAAUGUUAAAAUCUUGACCACUUUCACAGGAACCAAAGACGAAGAACAUUUCUACAAGACCUCUGUUUUGAUCGAAUCACUUGGUCCGAUGUGUUUAUCAUUAAUGAGAUCUUUACUAGACGAAGCCUUACUAGCAGAUCAACUAUCAUUUGCAAGAAUCUCAGCCAAUCUUUCCUUACUAGCAUCUAUUAUCGAUCAAAUCACAGUUCUACUUGAAAAGGUUCGAGACGAUUGUCAACCUGCUUGUUUUUAUUGGCUUAUACGACCUUGGAUGAAUGGAGGUACACGUCAGAUGGGUUCGGAUGGUGUGGUGGUGAAGUGGGGAGGACCGAGUGCAGGUCAAUCGACUCUGAUCCAUUCACUUGACGUUUUCCUUGGAAUAGACCAUCGUCCUAGACCCACUGAAGGUCAUAGCACUUCACACGAAUCUACCUUUAUGGAACGUAUGGCCGCCUACAUGCCACACCACCAUCGAAACUUUCUUCAACACCUAUCACAAACCUUAAGCCCAAACUCACACUUAACAAUCUUUCCACAACUACCUAACCAAAUCACUCAUUCAGUCAGAAGUUUAGCAUCAAUCGCUUCACCUGAUUCCUCGUUAUUUUCAGCAUACAAUCAAUCUGUUCAAUCACUUUUGAAACUAAGAGCUACUCAUUCAAAGAUUGCAUUGUGGUAUGUUUUAUCACAAAGUAGAAUCGAACCACCACUUAAUAGUCCUUUUUUAAAACAAUGGGAAAAAUCUAGGGAGCUUAAGAAACGAUCUGUUCAACUUGGUACAGGUGGAACGGACUUGGCUAGGUUUUUGAAAAGGUGUAGGGAAAGAACUUCGGAGGCAAUUAUUCCUUCUUAAGCAAACUGUUGUCUUUUAUCUUUUAAUUUUUAUUCUUAAUUUUACAACUUUGUAUGGUCUUUUUCUUGAGAAGGCUAAGGGGGAGAUUUCUUUUUUUAAAAAGCAUUAAUUUAUAUCUUAACUGUUAUCUUUAGUUUCUGUAAUAAGCAUUUAACUGUUUUUCCCUUAUCUUUAUGAAAUAUUUAGAAUGUUUUUUUGUCUUGUUUUAUUGAUUUUAUUGAUUUGAAAUAUGAUUAGAUUAAUUGAAAUGAU
Molecule: messenger RNA, 1746 nt
Organism: Melampsora larici-populina 98AG31
Lineage: Eukaryota; Fungi; Basidiomycota; Pucciniomycetes; Pucciniales; Melampsoraceae
Exons: 2
Coding region: 1-1494 (497 amino acids)
Biological process (GO): 'de novo' NAD+ biosynthetic process from L-tryptophan
Cellular component (GO): cytoplasm
Molecular function (GO): heme binding; metal ion binding; indoleamine 2,3-dioxygenase activity
Source: RefSeq, a predicted model, not a curated record